CCUUCCCGCUCAAGGGGGCGAUGAAAUAAAGCACAGGCCAAGCCACAGCGCGGAGCCGGGAACGUCGUUAACGCCUCAUCGUCCGGUCAAACCCCACCGUGCCCACGUGGCAACAUUUACCGAUUCUACGCCCUGCGGGUGUUUGUCCACUACGGCACGGCGUCGGCCACCUGACCCAUCAGGACCCCAACCGUCACCGCCGGCCGCCAUUUUAAUCUCUCGCCAAUGCUUCUUCUACCGACUGUCACAGCAAUUCGCGGGGCCAGAGGCAUGUCCAUGGCGAGGAAGGCCCUGAUCGCCGUGUGCCAGCUGUCCUCGACCGACGACAAGGACCAUAACUUGCGGGAGUGCCGGGAGCUGGUGAGGCAGGGGGCAGCGCGAGGGGCCCGUAUGGUCUUCCUUCCCGAGGCUUUCGAUCACAUCUCGCCCAGCACCGAGGUCAUGCUGCGUCUCGCCGAGAGCCUGGAGGGAGAGCUGGUGGGGAGCUACCGUCAGCUGGCCAGGGAGUCUGGUGUGUGGCUGUCCCUGGGAGGGUUCCACGAGCAGGGUCCUGACUGGGACCGGGAGCGACGGAUCUACAACACCCAUCUGUUGCUCAAUGACUCAGGAGAGAUUGCCGGCCUCUAUCGCAAGACCCACCUGUUUGAUGUGGAUAUCCAAGGUCAGGUUUCGCUCAAGGAGAGCAGCUCCACCAUCCCGGGACCUCGGAUCGAGCCUCCUGUUACAACCCCAAUAGGCAAGAUUGGACUUGCUAUUUGUUAUGAUCUUCGAUUUCCAGAAAUCUCAUUGGCUCUUGCCAGUGCUGGGGCAGAGAUUCUCACGUUCCCCUCGGCUUUUACACUAACGACUGGCAUGGCGCAUUGGGAGCCUCUCCUGCGGAGCCGUGCGAUUGAGUCGCAGUGCUACGUGGUGGCGGCAGCACAGACAGGCCGGCACAACGACCGGCGCUGGUCGUUCGGCCACACCAUGGUGGUGGACCCGUGGGGCUGUGUGCUGGCACAGUGCGGACAGGGCCCCGGACUCUGCUGUGCCGAGAUCGACCUAGACUACUUGCGGCAGGUGCGCCGGCAGAUGCCACUGGCCCAGCACCGGCGACACGACCUCUACGGCACAGUGUGUAUCCGCCACCCUCCCGGCUCGGCACCCUCACAUCCCCCGCUGCCUGAUGCCCCUCUCUGAUCCCCCCCCCCCCCCCCCCCUCCCCUCCUGCACCAACCAUCGCCCACCUCAGGCCGGGCCGGACCGGGACCACCCAAAGCUGCCGUCAAUAAAGGAAGUAUUAUGUGGCUGUCUGCUCAAGACUGUCAGAGGAUAUGAGGGCGACGGGCAGUGUGUGUGAGGGGACGGUGUGUGUGUGUGUGUCUGUGUGUGUGUGUGUGUGUGUGUACGGUGCUUCUGAAAUCAUGAGGGGUGUACAUAGAUGCCCCUUGUUCUCUGACCUUCCGCUCAGGGAAAUGGUUGUUCCUAUUGACUCUGUCCAGGUCACUCACCAUUUUACCCCCCUCCAUCGUCCCCCUCACUGACCUCUGUUCCAGGGAUACAACCCCAGCCGACCUUUCCUCACAAUGACAAAGUUCCAGUCCCGGCAACGUCCUGGUAAAUCCCCUGUGCACCCUCUCCUGUCUGACCCCGUCUCUCUUGGGUCAUGGUGACCAGAACUGUCCCAAGGGCCAGGCUGGGGUCUAACUGGUGUUGGGCGCGGUUCCUGCUCUUCUUGCAACCCAGGAUGACACGUCCACCCCGGGUCAUUGGGUCCUAGGCUGUGAUGAGGUCAGUGAGGGACCUACAGGCUCGUCCACACACGGGGCAGGAAGUGUUGGACGAGUUAUUGGGAGUUUGAAUUGAGGUGCUUUGCUCCUUCGACAGGAUCUCCCGACCCACGCCCCCAGUAGAUAAUCCCAUCCCGAACGCACCCGCUCCACAGGGCAGUCUGGGCCAGGGAUUGCCGGGAGUCAGCGGUACGUUGUUUCUUUACGGAGAACAAAUCCUUGAGUCUCCCCCCACCCCCACCCCCCUCCCCCCGUGAUGGAGCUGGGGAGGGAGCGGGUGUUUGGGGAACCUGGUGUUGAACUUGUGAACGAUGUGGUCUGACCAGUGGAUGGGACCGGGAGUGGGUGGAAUCUCAGUGCUGGGGACGUCAGCCUGAGAGAGUAAACUGACCCUGGCCACUGAUCCUUAACAGUGGAUGGCUGUGGUUUGUGUGCCCGCUGUAGGUGGUGCAGGUCCCAGCAGUGGACCCGAGGGCAGGGGCCACUGAUGCCCACAGUACACACAGUGCGUCUUAUCUUGUGCCAGGUCUGGGGUUCUGACUGACCCUUCAUUGACUAAAGACGAUGCGGGUGAAGGCGGCUGUGAAUGUGUCACCUUCAAUGUCUGCCCGCUACGAGGGGUUUCCCGAGUUGCACCAAGUGGUCUCAACGUGGACCUAUCCAGCGUGGACGCUGCUGAAGGUUGGGUGUGAGACCCCCCCUCCCUCCAACUCGCAACCCAGUGCCUGAAGCUCGUCCUGUGAUCACACACAAACACAGGCAGCGUCUGCGCACUGAGUGACCUUGUCCUACCACCAUCUGCAGAGGGCUCUCCCCCAGGGCCGAAUUGAGACCUUUAGAGGCCCUAAGCACCGAAAUGAUGAUGGUGCCCCCAUAUAUAUGUAAUUCAAAAUAAACACAAUACUAAACCGUCAAAUAAAAUGUUAUCGUUCGAAAUGAAA
Amblyraja radiata (thorny skate) is the source of this 2710-nucleotide messenger RNA. RefSeq names its product nitrilase 1 (gene nit1). The record is from RefSeq and is a predicted model, not a curated record. Bases 226 to 1179 code for a protein of 317 amino acids. Gene Ontology annotation, molecular function: hydrolase activity, acting on carbon-nitrogen (but not peptide) bonds, in linear amides. Lineage: Eukaryota; Metazoa; Chordata; Chondrichthyes; Rajiformes; Rajidae. The transcript is spliced from 6 exons.